AUGAAUAACAAUUUCACCGACUUCAGAGAGCUCGUUAUGGUUUUUCUGUCCAAAUUAGAGGAAAAACAUUUAGCUGAAUUUGGAGUGGUGGUCUCAAAAAUCUGGCAAAGGAGGAAUGAGUUUACUUUCAAACAUCAUUUUUCUACUCCAUCCCAGACCAUUCACCAUGCAACUCAAGAACUAGACAUGUUAAAAUCCUUGCAUCAAACGAGGACCUCUCCUAAUGCUUAUCCUCAGAUUCCUGAUCCCAGCUCACCAAGAUGGCAGCCACCACCUGAAGGUAUCUUCAAGAUAAACUGGGAUGCAAGUGUUUAUGGCAACUAUGAGAAGAAGAAAACCAUGUUCCCAGAUGCACAUUUGGCUGAGUCUUUCGCAGCUCUUCAAGCAGUCAUUCUAGCAGCAUAUAUUGGGAUCAACCAAAUUAUCCUGGAAUGGGACACACUUCAAGUAGUCAAUGAUCUCCUUAGGGAUGAAGAGAAUUGGGGCCAAGCUGGUCUUAUCUCUAUGGAUACUAAGGCGAUUUCUAGGAAUUUUCAAACUUUUUCGGUUCAUCAUGUUAAAAGAGCAUCCAAUGUGAUUGCUCAUACUCUAGCUAAAGAUGCUCUAACCAUUGAUGAUGUAUUGGUUGAGCUUGAAGAUGUUCCAAAUUGUAUUGGACCCUUAGUCGAUCCUAUUGAAUGA
Messenger RNA from Pistacia vera, 681 nucleotides. RefSeq lists its product as uncharacterized. Gene Ontology annotation, molecular function: nucleic acid binding; RNA-DNA hybrid ribonuclease activity. The record is from RefSeq and is a predicted model, not a curated record. NCBI's taxonomy places the organism in Eukaryota, Viridiplantae, Streptophyta, Magnoliopsida, Sapindales, Anacardiaceae. Bases 1 to 681 code for a protein of 226 amino acids. The transcript is spliced from 2 exons.